CUAAAUACCAUAGCAAGAGUUGCUGAUUUAUUACCUGCUGAAGUUUUUACUCUAUUGUAUUCAAUAUUCAAUGAAAAUCAAGAAAUCUAUCUAGGUCUAGAGAGAUAUGUACAAAAUAACUGUGGGAGUAUUCACAGUUUGCAGAUAACAGCAGAAAAUGAGUGCAGGAGGUUACACUGCAGUCUGAGAGAUCUUUCUUCACUCCUGCAAGGAUUGGGAAGACUAGAAUAUCACUUCAUUGGAAAUGUGUUUGAGGAACGGUUUGUAACGGCCGAGACAACAGUUACCAGAUUGUGUGAAAGUGCAGUUUACAGCAAUAGAUUGAGACCGUAUGACAUGAAAACAGCAGUACCAUCUGUUCUGAAGCCUGAUUUUAUUGAAGUUCACGCACAAGUACUGGCAACUCUCAAGGCUUUUUCUCAUUGGAUGUUUCUGUAUAGCAGUCAGGUGUUGGAGAAAAAAGACAGAGAACAAGAGUAUAUUAAACUAAUUACUACGGUUGUUCAAGUUGCCAUAACAAAUAUAAAUGAAAAGGUACCAGAAAAAAUUGCACACAGUGCCUGCCACUUGCUGAAAUCUGUAACUUCAGUGAUUCGUCCUUCAUUUCUCUGCAACUUGGAGUCAAUUCAACAAUUGUAUGCCAUUGUUUGCCAAGGAAAAUUGAAUCUUCCAUUAGAGGUAAGUCUAAGUUUUGUGUUAUUUUAGCAAAUUAUAUUAAAAUUUGUGAAGUGUGACUAAGGAAAUGCAUUAACACAGACAACUGGACAACACAAGUAAAUCUUAUAUUUUGACCACCAUACAAUAAGUCAGCCUAUUAUAAAAUUUCCUGUCUAAGUUGGUCACAUGUAGGUAAAAGACAAGUUUAAACAGUUUUUGCAACUACAGUCGACCCCCCCUAUAAGAUA
Messenger RNA from Centruroides sculpturatus (bark scorpion), 905 nucleotides. RefSeq names its product exportin-6-B-like. Gene Ontology annotation, biological process: protein export from nucleus. The record is from RefSeq and is a predicted model, not a curated record. NCBI's taxonomy places the organism in Eukaryota, Metazoa, Arthropoda, Arachnida, Scorpiones, Buthidae. Gene Ontology annotation, molecular function: nuclear export signal receptor activity. The transcript has 5 exons. The coding region runs from base 337 to 705 and encodes 122 amino acids.